AUGGCUGAGCUUUUUGGAAAGUUGAGAGGGCACAAGCUCGAGUUGAAUAGACUAAGGGCUGAGGAAGCCCAAGGAAAGAACAAAACAUUGGCCUUCAAAUCUGAACAUUCAAAAAGUAAGAGUUCAGAAAAGGAUGAGGAAUCUGAAGAUGGAGACUCAGACGAUGAAGAUAUGAUUCACAUGUGUUAUGGUUGCGGAGAAAAAGGGCACGUUAAUGCGGAUUGUCCAAACCUUAAAAGGGGUGAAGAAAAGAAGUCUUUCAAGAAGAAGACUGCUUACGCUGCUUGGGAAGAAAAUGACUCAAGCUCAACUAGUUCAAGUGUUUCCAAUGAAGAAGCCAACUUGUGUUUGACGCUAAAUAUUGAUGACUCUACAAGCCAAGUUACUGCAAUAACUAAGUCCCAGGACUUAACCUCCAUUCCUAUGGCUGAGCUUUUUGGAAAGUUGAGAGGGCACAAGCUCGAGUUGAAUAGACUAAGGGCUGAGGAAGCCCAAGGAAAGAACAAAACAUUGGCCUUCAAAUCUGAACAUUCAAAAAGUAAGAGUUCAGAAAAGGAUGAGGAAUCUGAAGAUGGAGACUCAGACGAUGAAGAUAUGAUUCACAUGUGUUAUGGUUGCGGAGAAAAAGGGCACGUUAAUGCGGAUUGUCCAAACCUUAAAAGGGGUGAAGAAAAGAAGUCUUUCAAGAAGAAGACUGCUUACGCUGCUUGGGAAGAAAAUGACUCAAGCUCAACUAGUUCAAGUGUUUCCAAUGAAGAAGCCAACUUGUGUUUGACGCUAAAUAUUGAUGACUCUACAAGCCAAGUUACUGCAAUAACUAAGUCCCAGGACUUAACCUCCAUUCCUAUGGCUGAGCUUUUUGGAAAGUUGAGAGGGCACAAGCUCGAGUUGAAUAGACUAAGGGCUGAGGAAGCCCAAGGAAAGAACAAAACAUUGGCCUUCAAAUCUGAACAUUCAAAAAGUAAGAGUUCAGAAAAGGAUGAGGAAUCUGAAGAUGGAGACUCAGACGAUGAAGAUAUGAUUCACAUGUGUUAUGGUUGCGGAGAAAAAGGGCACGUUAAUGCGGAUUGUCCAAACCUUAAAAGGGGUGAAGAAAAGAAGUCUUUCAAGAAGAAGACUGCUUACGCUGCUUGGGAAGAAAAUGACUCAAGCUCAACUAGUUCAAGUGUUUCCAAUGAAGAAGCCAACUUGUGUUUGACGCUAAAUAUUGAUGACUCUACAAGCCAAGUUACUGCAAUAACUAAGUCCCAGGACUUAACCUCCAUUCCUAUGGCUGAGCUUUUUGGAAAGUUGAGAGGGCACAAGCUCGAGUUGAAUAGACUAAGGGCUGAGGAAGCCCAAGGAAAGAACAAAACAUUGGCCUUCAAAUCUGAACAUUCAAAAAGUAAGAGUUCAGAAAAGGAUGAGGAAUCUGAAGAUGGAGACUCAGACGAUGAAGAUAUGAUUCACAUGUGUUAUGGUUGCGGAGAAAAAGGGCACGUUAAUGCGGAUUGUCCAAACCUUAAAAGGGGUGAAGAAAAGAAGUCUUUCAAGAAGAAGACUGCUUACGCUGCUUGGGAAGAAAAUGACUCAAGCUCAACUAGUUCAAGUGUUUCCAAUGAAGAAGCCAACUUGUGUUUGACGCUAAAUAUUGAUGACUCUACAAGCCAAGUGACGCUGAGGGAUACUGUUUUGCCCUUAGUGAUGAUAGGAAGAGUGUUAGGAAGUUGUUUGUGGGUUACUAAUGCUUAA
Messenger RNA from Vigna angularis (adzuki bean), 1731 nucleotides. RefSeq lists its product as uncharacterized. Gene Ontology annotation, molecular function: mRNA binding; translation regulator activity; single-stranded RNA binding. Gene Ontology annotation, cellular component: cytoplasm. Gene Ontology annotation, biological process: positive regulation of cytoplasmic translation. NCBI's taxonomy places the organism in Eukaryota, Viridiplantae, Streptophyta, Magnoliopsida, Fabales, Fabaceae. The transcript has 9 exons. The record is from RefSeq and is a predicted model, not a curated record. The coding region runs from base 1 to 1731 and encodes 576 amino acids.